Chaetura pelagica (chimney swift) is the source of this 1356-nucleotide messenger RNA. It is a transcript of the gene ARSA, whose product is annotated as arylsulfatase A. The record is from RefSeq and is a predicted model, not a curated record. The coding region runs from base 1 to 1356 and encodes 451 amino acids. The transcript is spliced from 9 exons. Lineage: Eukaryota; Metazoa; Chordata; Aves; Apodiformes; Apodidae. Gene Ontology annotation, molecular function: arylsulfatase activity.
AUGGCUGAAUUGAAACAUAAACACACCUUCCCUGCCCAAUCCACAGGCACGGUGUGUUCUCCCUGCAGGGCAGCCCUGCUGACCGGCCGGUUCCAGAUGCGCUCCGGGGUGUAUCCCGGUGUCUUCAGCCCCGACUCCCGGGGGGGGCUGCCCCUGGCCGAGGUCACCAUCGCGGAGGUGCUGAAGGCUCAGGGCUACGCCACCGCCAUGGUGGGCAAGUGGCACCUUGGCCUGGGCACCAACGGCUCCUUCCUGCCCAUCCACCAGGGCUUUGACCACUUCUUGGGGGUGCCUUACUCCCAUGACCAGGGCCCCUGCCAGAAUCUCACCUGCUUCCCACCUGACGUCAAGUGUUUUGGGACCUGUGACCAAGGCUUAGUGCCAGUCCCUCUGCUUUGGAACCAGAGCAUCUCUCAGCAGCCACUCUCUUUUCCUGAUCUGGUGCCACUCUACAACAAAUUCUCCCGGGACUUCAUUGCUGACUGUGCCCGACGAGGCCUCCCCUUCCUGCUCUACUAUGCCUCCCAUCACACACACUACCCCCAGUUUGCCAGCCAGGAGCACACUGGGCAGUCACGGCGGGGGCCCUUCGGCGACGCGCUCUUGGAGUUUGACAGCUCGGUGGGGCACCUGCUGCAGGCUCUGCAGGACUACGGUCUCACCAACACGACCUUCGUGUUUUUCACCUCUGACAAUGGCCCCUCCACCAUGAGGAUGGCACGUGGGGGCAGCUCUGGCCUUCUGAAGUGUGGGAAGGGCACCACAUACGAAGGUGGCAUGCGGGAACCAGCAGUGGCUUAUUGGCCUGGCCGUGUUGCCCCAGGAGUGACACAUGAGCUGGCAAGCACCCUGGACAUCCUGCCGACCCUGGCUGCCCUGGCUGGAGCACCUCUUCCCAAAGUUGCCCUGGAUGGCUAUGACCUGAGCCCAGUGCUGUUUGGGUCAGGGAAGAGUCCCCGCCAGAUGAUGUUCUUCUACCCACCAUCCCCCAAUCCAGUGCGCGGCCCCUUCGCUGUCAGGCUCGGCAAGUACAAGGCCCAUUUCUUCACCCAAGGCUCCUUUCACAGUGAUACGACCCCAGACCAGGCCUGCCAUGGGCUGACCCCGCUGGCCCCUCACUCGCCCCCACUGCUCUUUGACCUGGAGUCAGACCCCGCCGAGAACUAUGACCUGCUACAGGGCGGUGCCAGCCCAGAGGCGCUGCAGGUCCUGGAGGAGAUCAAGGUGCAGAAAGUGUUUUUUGAGCAGCGCAUGGAGUUUGGGGAAAGCCAGAUCCGGAAGGGCAGGGAUCCUGCCCUGCAGCCCUGCUGUGCACCAGACUGCACCCCAAAGCCUUCCUGCUGCCACUGCUCCUAG